AUGAGCAGGAACCUCCUGAAGCUUAACGGUAGCAAAACUGAGGCCCUGCUCAUCGGCUCCAAAUCCACCCUCACCAAUUCACAUAUCACCCCAGCAUCAAACAUCAUCAUCGACGGCUUCCCCAUACCAUUCGCUGCCCAAGUGAAAAGCCUCGGUGUCAUUCUGGACGGCUCCCUCUCAUUCGCACCACACAUACAAAACAACGCCCGCACCGCCUUCUUUCAUCUUCGGAACAUCUCCAGACUCCGCUCAUCUCUGUCUCAACCCAGCACUGAAAUCCUGGUCCACUCAUUCGUCACAUCCCGGAUUGAUUACUGCAAUGCACUUCUGACUGGCCUUCCCAUCAAGCUCCUCAAUAGACUGCAAAUAAUCCAGAACUCUGCUGCCCGGAUCAUCACCGGCUUCCUGUACGCUACCAGUUUACGAUGCUGUAUGGAGGCAUCGCUGGUGUUCAGACUCCAUGAGCGAGGUCCAGAGGUGGUGAGGGAGGUGCUCUUGGAGCGAGGAUGGGAGGAAUAUGAUGAGGAGGAACGGGAGGAAGAGGACUGGAACUUGUACUGGAGAGGAUCUGCGUUUCGCAACUCAGAAUAUCUCAACCUAAUGCCAUGGCAGCGCCUCAACCACCAUCCCAAGACUGUCGGGAUCACACGCAAGGACUGUUUGGCACGCAACCUGAGGAGAAUGAGAACCACGUUCGGUUCGUCUCUCUACGACUUCAGUCCCACCGCCUUCAUCCUGCCCAACGACUACACUCGCUUCCUGUCCGAGUACAACAAAGUGACCAGAGGACCGUCGGCCUGUUGGAUCUGUAAGCCUGUGGAUCUCUCCAGAGGCCGAGGCAUCUUCAUCUUCGAGGAUAUGAGGGAGUUAGUCUACGACUGCCCUGUGAUCGUACAGCGCUACAUCAGCAACCCUCUGCUCAUCUCCGGCUACAAGUUCGACCUGAGGAUCUACGUCUGUGUGAAGAGCUUCCAUCCACUCACGGUUUACAUUCACCAGGAAGGUCUGGUGCGCUUUGCCACCGAGAAGUACAACCUGUCAUCUCUGCACAACCUGUACGCUCAUCUCACCAACACCAGCAUCAAUAAGUUCAGCCCCUUCUACAAGUCGGAGAAGGAGAGUGUGGGCCGAGGCUGCAAGUGGACCAUGAGCAAGUUCAGGCACUUCCUCCAGAGCCAAGACAUCAACGAGCUCCUUUUGUGGCAGAGGAUCAAUAACAUCGUGACUCUGACGCUCCUCACCAUCGCUCCCACCGCCCCUUCCUGUCCGAACUGCGUGGAGCUGUUGGGGUUCGACAUCCUGAUCGAUGCAGAGUUCAAACCGUGGCUUCUGGAGGUGAACUACAGCCCCGCGCUGACUCUGGACUGCCAAGCUGAUAUCACGGUGAAGAGAGGGCUCAUUGGCGAUCUGAUUGAUUUGAUGAAUUAUAAAUUGACUGACAGCUUGAGAGAGAGGGCGUUUCAGAGACAAGGGUACAACAAACCUUGUAUCCAUGCCCAACACGCCUCACCGGUUUCAAUACCUUCAAUAACCAAAUAUCAGAAGCGAAGAAACCAAUCUUUACAGACUCUCCCUAAGAUAAAAACUCAUCACCACCCUGAACAAAUCAACCAAAGACAACAUGCUUUUGCAGCGGUUUACCAAAGACACCUUCCCCCUGUUCACCUAAACAAGAAGUAUGCAUCCAAAGUAGUGGCAGCCAACAAAUCCGACACCGAUGACAGGACCACAAACCUGAUCCUCGGCCCACAGUCGAGACCAGACGUGUCAGUGGUGAACAGACAGACGUGGCCAGAUCGUGCCCCGUGGCUGACAGACAACAGGAGUCUUCGUGUGUCUGAGGUUACAAACUACGACGACACUGAAACAGAAGCCGAGGCGGACGUUUCCUCUUCGUUACCCGAGAUCCCACACAGGGGGCUUGGAUUCAGACGGGAAAAGCUCCCAGACAUUUACAGUGGGAUUCGGAGAGUAAGAAAAGAGAGGCCGGCAGCACUGAACCGACAACACGUUACUCCGCUCAGAGUCGGAGACUUUAUCCGGACGUUCCCGUUCAACGCAGCCACUCUGAAGGCCUCGCAGCACACACCGGAUGUUAAACAAGUGAUGUAUGAGCUGCACAAGCUCACUGCUCAGCUGGCUUCAAGAAAGAAGUUGAAGAGACGAGAGGAGGAGGAGGAGAGAGAUGGUGAAGAAGACUUUGAUUCUCUGUUGUGGGGGCCGAAGGAUCCUCCAUUGCUCAGUCAUUGUGUUAAACCCUUUUAGAGGUGCAUUUCUUUCUUUCAGACUCUGAUG
Messenger RNA from Gymnodraco acuticeps, 2295 nucleotides. RefSeq names its product tubulin polyglutamylase TTLL7-like. Gene Ontology annotation, molecular function: tubulin binding; tubulin-glutamic acid ligase activity. Lineage: Eukaryota; Metazoa; Chordata; Actinopteri; Perciformes; Bathydraconidae. The record is from RefSeq and is a predicted model, not a curated record. The coding region runs from base 1 to 2265 and encodes 754 amino acids. Gene Ontology annotation, cellular component: cilium. Gene Ontology annotation, biological process: microtubule cytoskeleton organization; protein polyglutamylation. The transcript has 4 exons.